Cryphonectria parasitica EP155 is the source of this 726-nucleotide messenger RNA. RefSeq lists its product as uncharacterized. The record is from RefSeq and is a predicted model, not a curated record. Gene Ontology annotation, molecular function: manganese ion binding; 5'-(N(7)-methylguanosine 5'-triphospho)-[mRNA] hydrolase activity; RNA binding. The transcript has a single exon. Lineage: Eukaryota; Fungi; Ascomycota; Sordariomycetes; Diaporthales; Cryphonectriaceae. Gene Ontology annotation, cellular component: P-body; cytoplasm. The annotation marks the transcript as partial. Gene Ontology annotation, biological process: nuclear-transcribed mRNA catabolic process, nonsense-mediated decay; deadenylation-dependent decapping of nuclear-transcribed mRNA.
AUGGUGCCAGGGCUGGACGACUUGUGUGUCCGUUUCAUUGUCAACUUGCCACAGUCAGAGCUCAGCGGCUUCGACCGAAUCGGAACCCACGUUGAGGAAGCGCACUGGUUUUAUGAAGACUUCAUACGGCCGCUGGACCCGACGCUCCCGCAGAUGAACCUGCGCACCUUCUCCCUCCGAAUCUUCCAGCACUGUCCCCUGACCAGCCAACUUGGCCCCGAGCUCCAUGAGAAGGCCUACUCGCAUUGGAUAGGAUACAAGAAGCGAAUACCGGUACGAGGUGCAAUCUUGCUGAAUGAGGCAAUGGACUCCGUCGUCCUUGUCAAGGGCUGGAGCAAGGGCUCGUCGUGGAUGUUUCCCAGGGGCAAGAUCAACCAGGGCGAGGAUGAUUUGGACUGCGCUAUCCGGGAAGUCUAUGAGGAGACUGGGUUCCACGCCGCGGAGGCCGGACUGAUACCUGAAGAUCGAACCCUUCUUCCAUCCUUCGAUGUGGUGAUGAGGGACCAACAUGUGAAGUUGUUCGUUAUCCCUCACGUUCCCAUGAACGUACAUUUCGAGGCAAGAACGCGAAAGGAAAUCUCCAAGAUCGAGUGGUACCGACUGGCCGACCUACCGACCGGCCGGACUCCGAAGAAACAAGGCCAAGACAACAGUGCAGCUACCCCAAACGCCAACAAGUUCUUCAUGAUCUCGUCCUUCCUUGGGCCUCUAAAUAAGUGGAUCAGG